AUGUCAGCGACAAGACACGACGAGCAAGAAUCGGCAUCACAACCCCUUCUCCCCUCGGCCCACGACGACCACCUCACCUCCGAACCCGUCACACCGCUCGACAUGGUUCGAAGCGAAAACCUCUCUCGUCAUGCAUUCGGCAUCCAGGCCGCAGCCUUGCUCUUCGUUGCCGUUGUCUGGAGUAUCGUCCUCACCACGAUGCCCAUCACCUCUCUGCCCCUAUUCGGCUACCAUCCACUGAUCCAAUCUUUCGCCAUCCUGCUUCUAUUACAAGCGAUCAUCGUCUUGCAACGCACCACUCCCUCUCAACCGUCCGCCAAAGCAUCGGCCUUCACGGCGCACCAGUACAUCAACCUCCUCCUCGUGCUGCCGCUCUUCACGGCAGGUGCGAGCAUCAUGUGGUACCUGCACGACCAACCCAAUUCCGCACACUUUAUUUCGUACCAUGGAAUUCUGGGCACGACGGUGGUGUGUGCUGCUUGGGUUCAGGCGGCGUUGGGUGCGGCGAGCGUCUGGUGGAAGGGCAAGCUGGUCGGGGGUGAGAGUAAGGGUAAGAAGUUGUGGAAGUGGCACAGGUUGUCCGGGUAUGUGUUGGUAGGGCUGUUCCUGCUGACAGCAGCGUUGGGGGUGGUAGAGACGACGUGGGGGAAGGGAAAGUCAGGGGGGUUGCAGAAGGGGAUCGUCGUGGUAGCAUUGGGUUUGGCAGGCUUGGCUUUGGUGGUGAGGUUGCAGAGGAGCAAGUUGCCAAAGCUUUGA
Pseudozyma hubeiensis SY62 is the source of this 756-nucleotide messenger RNA. RefSeq lists its product as hypothetical. The record is from RefSeq and is a predicted model, not a curated record. NCBI's taxonomy places the organism in Eukaryota, Fungi, Basidiomycota, Ustilaginomycetes, Ustilaginales, Ustilaginaceae. Bases 1 to 756 code for a protein of 251 amino acids. The transcript has a single exon. Gene Ontology annotation, molecular function: transmembrane monodehydroascorbate reductase activity.